UGAGUCAGAAUGCUUGUGCAAUCAAGUCAUACAAAGAUUCACUCUGGUCCUUGGUUGUGAAGUUUGAAGGUAUAAAGAAACGAAAAGGUGGUCAAAUAGAUAAUCCUACUCAUCCAUCAAUUAUUCAAUAG
This is a messenger RNA of Funneliformis mosseae, 131 nucleotides long. NCBI's taxonomy places the organism in Eukaryota, Fungi, Glomeromycota, Glomeromycetes, Glomerales, Glomeraceae. The record is from the annotation of a GenBank genome assembly.